AUGAAAUUUUCAACAAUCUUUGCUCAAGGUUUAUUAUUAUCAGGUAUUAUCGCCUCCCCAGUUGCUGACCAAGUUGCUAUCCCAGUUGCUGAUUCAGUUCCAGAUUCAGCUGGGUUUAGUGUUGUUUCUUCACUUCCAGAUCUUGAUUCCGAGAUUUUAUCUAAUGGUGAUGAAACUUUAAUUCAGAAAAAGAAUAAAGAAAAAUUAUGUUUUGAUACUGGUAAAGAUAAAGGAUGUCACUUUGGUAACUUUCAUAAAUGUGUUCCUUAUUACACCACGACUCUUCAACUUUCAUGUCAACAAGGUGAUGCUACAUUGAGAAUGGCAUGUCUUGCACAACAACCAACAAUCGCUAAUCAAUAUUGUGGUUUCUGGUGUGCAGAGAUAAAGACAAUUAAAGAUUGUGAAAAUGCCAAUAAGAGAACUGGUCUUUCGUACAAUUGUAAAAAAUUUGAUUAUUGUUAA
This is a messenger RNA of Hansenula ciferrii, 465 nucleotides long. RefSeq lists its product as uncharacterized. Bases 1 to 465 code for a protein of 154 amino acids. NCBI's taxonomy places the organism in Eukaryota, Fungi, Ascomycota, Saccharomycetes, Phaffomycetales, Wickerhamomycetaceae. The transcript has a single exon. The record is from RefSeq and is a predicted model, not a curated record.